Homo sapiens (human) is the source of this 2203-nucleotide messenger RNA. RefSeq lists its product as uncharacterized. The transcript has 3 exons. Bases 489 to 1808 code for a protein of 439 amino acids. NCBI's taxonomy places the organism in Eukaryota, Metazoa, Chordata, Mammalia, Primates, Hominidae. The record is from RefSeq and is a predicted model, not a curated record.
CUCCUGGCCUUAAGCAAUCCUCCUGCAUUAGCUUCUCAAAUUGCUGGAAUUUCAGGCAUGAGCCACCAUGCCUGGCCUGGGCUAGUCCUAUAUUCUCUAGAGUUCUCUUUACUUUGUGCUAGCCAGUCUCUCAUUAUGCUAUUCACCUGUUAUAAUGAAUAAUUCUCUGUAUUAAAUUUUACCACUUUAAACUUUUGAGCGGUUUAUGCUUCCUGAUUGGACUCUGACUAAUAUGUUAGGAAGGGUCCCAGGAGAUAAACCCACACAGAUGGGAUUUGGGCAUAGGUUUGGUUUCCCAGGGGGCAGUGCUGAGCUCUUUGCCAGUGGGAAAUGGGAUGCUGGUGAUUUCCAGGAAGUGACCUCACAAUGACUCAAGCUACCACUUACUGUUGAUUGUGACGAAAUGCCAGCUGAGGCACAUGCCUUGGGAGCUAAGUGGUUGCUGCACUUGACCACUGUGAAGACUGGUGUGGGAAGGGUCGUUUUGGAUGCACUUGAGCAGGGAUCCCCAAACCCUGAGCCAUGGAGCCGUAAGGAGCCACACAGCAGGAGGUGGGACCAUCCAGUUGCAGGAAAACAAGCUUAACACGCCCACUGAUUCUACAUUAUGCCUCUCCAGGCCCAGAACUUUCUCCAGUCAGCCUCCACAGACCAAGCUCAUGACUCACAAUGGCCUAUUUAGGCCCAUACCCUACCUCACGGCAGUCUCCGCAGAUGAGGCUACUGCCUCACAACAGCCUCCACAGGCACAGCUCCACCGUUACAAUGGCCUCUUUAGACCCAGCUCCUGCCUCCCAGCCUUCUCUCCAGGCCCUGAACUUCCUCAAGUCGACCUCACCAGGCCCAGCUCAUGCUUCUUGGCAGCCUCUCCAGGCCCAGCUCCUGCAUCUUGGCAGCCUCUCCAGGCCCAGCCUCUGCCUCCUGUCAGCCUCUACAGUCCCAACAUCUGUCUCACAGCAGAUUCUUCAGGCCCAGCAUCUGCCUCACUGUGGACCACCCAAGCCAAGCUCCCAACCUUUCAGCAGCUUCUACACACCCAGCUCCUGCCACCCAGUGGCCUCUUUAGGCCAAGCUCAUGCCUCACAAGGGCCUUUCCAGGCCCAACUUUUGUCUCAUGGCAACCUUCCCUGGCCAGAUUCCUGCCUGUCUCCCAGCAGCCUAGACAGGCCCAGGUCUUGCCUCACACUGGCCUGUCUACAUCCAGCUCUUGCCUCACGGUGGCCUCUCCAGGCCCAGCUCCUGUCCCAGGACGUCAUCUCCAGGCCCAAAACUUCCUCAAGUCAGCCUCUCUAGUCCCAACUGCUGCCUCCUGGUGGCCUAUGAAGGCCCAAAAUCUCCUCAAGUUGACCUCUCCAGGCCCAGCUCCUGCCUCCUGUCAGCAUCUACAGGCCCAACCUCUGCCUCAUGGGGGCUUCUCCAGGCCCAGCUCUUCCUCUGGGCUGAGUCUACAGGCACAACUGCUGCCUCACAACAGCCUUUUUUGGCCCAGUUCCUGUCCAGCUCACAGCGGCCAAUGUAGGCCCAAAACUUCCUCAAGUCAAACUCUCCAGGCCCGCCUUCCGCUUCGCGGUGGCAUGAACAGGCCCAGCUUUGACUUGAGAACAGCCUCUGCAGGCCGUGCUCUUGCCUCCCAGGGGCUUCUCCAGGCCCAGCUCUUGCCUCAUGGCGGCUGCCCCAGGCCAAGUUUCUGCCUGCCUGCCAGCAGCCUCAACAGGCACAGCUCCUCCCUCACAGUGGCCCAUUUAGGCCCAACUCAUGACUGUCGGGCCAUUUCCAGGCCUAGUGCCUGCCUCCUGGCUGACUCUUGAAGCCCAAAACUUCCUCAAAUCAGCCUUUUGCCCAACUUCUGUCUACUGUCGGACUCUACAGGCCAGCCUCUGCCUCACAGUGGACCCUCCAGACCCAGAUGGUGUCUCACUGUGGCAUCCUCAGGCGAAGCUCCUGCCUUUCGGCAGCCUCUACGGGCCCAGCUCCUGCCUUGCAAUGGCCUCUUUAGGCCAAGCUCAUGCCCCACGGCGACUUUUCCAGGCACAGCUUUUGCCUUUUGCAGCCUGUCCAGGCCCAGAAUGUCCUUAACUCGGCAUCUCCGGGACGAGCUCAUCCUCCCAGUGCGUCUACAGGCCCGUCUCCUGCCUCACAACAACCUCCUUUGGCCCAACUCCUGCUGAGCUGCUUGGCAGUCUCUGUAGGCCACAGAGUUCUU